Molecule: messenger RNA, 6194 nt
Organism: Hemicordylus capensis (graceful crag lizard)
Lineage: Eukaryota; Metazoa; Chordata; Lepidosauria; Squamata; Cordylidae
Gene: ASAP3
Product: ArfGAP with SH3 domain, ankyrin repeat and PH domain 3
Exons: 26
Coding region: 250-3264 (1004 amino acids)
Biological process (GO): cell migration; positive regulation of GTPase activity
Cellular component (GO): cytoplasm; focal adhesion
Molecular function (GO): GTPase activator activity; protein binding
Source: RefSeq, a predicted model, not a curated record
GAAACUUGCUCGGCUGUAGUCCCUCGGAGGAGCGCAGCGGAGCCAGACCGCGGCGAUGUGAGCCCCGCGUGGCCAGAAGGGGCGAAACAGGAGUGGUUCUGCGCGGCUCCCGAGGCGCCCCUCUGCUGCCCCUCCCCUGCUCGCGGCUCCUCGCCCCUCUUGGAUGCCGUGUCUCCCCGCUCGCUCGCUCGCUCCUGCCUGCCCCAGCUCCCCGAGCUCCUCCGAGGGAGCGGCUCCUCGCCUUCCAACAUGCCCGAACAGAUCAGCGUCUCGGAGUUCGUGGCGGUGACUUCGGAGGAUCUCAGCUCGCCGGCAGCGUCCAGCUUCGCGUCCAAAAUGCAGAAGUGCCGAGGGGCCGUGCUGGCCCUGGAAGAGAGCCUGGAUGGAGACCAAGCCAUUCUCCAGAGGAUCAGGAAAUAUGUGAAAGCCAUUCAUGUCUCUGGGCUCACACAUGUGGAGAAUGAAGAACAAUACAGUGAAACUCUUGAGAACUUUGGCAACAAUCACUUGUCUCAGAACAAUCAUGAGCUGUCCACUGGCUUCCUGAACCUUGCUGUCUUCACCAGGGAAGUGACGGCGCUCUUCAAGAACUUGGUGCAAAACUUGAACAAUAUUGUCUCAUUUCCUCUGGACAGUCUGCUGAAAGGGCAGCUUAAAGAUGGGCGGCUGGAUUCCAAGAAGCAGAUUGAAAAGGCCUGGAAGGAUUACGAGACCAAAGUAGCAAAGCUGGAAAAGGAGAAGGAGCGAGCCAAGAUAGCUGGAGUCAUUCAGGCAGAGCCGUCGGCAGCAGAAAUUGCUGAGGACCUGCAGAAGGAGCGUCGCACUUUCCAGCUUCAGAUGUGUGAGUACCUUCUGAAAGCCAAUGAGAGCCAAACGAAGCAAGGGCCAGACUUCUUACAGAGCCUUAUCAAGUUCUAUCAUGCGCAGCACAAUUUCUUCCAAGACGGCUGGAAAGCAUCUCAGAACCUGUAUCCAUUCAUUGAAAAGCUAGCUGUGUCUCUACAUGCGCUUCACCAGGCCAAGGAAGAGGAGGUGAAACAGCUCACUCGGAUCCGAGACUCCCUCAGAGGCAUCCUGCAGCUGGAGAACAAAGGGGAAAACCUGAAUAGGAAGAACUCUGGCAGUGGAUACAGUAUCCAUCAGUACCAAGGCAACAAACAGUAUGGGACCGAGAAGUCGGGUUUUCUGCACAAGAAAAGCGAUGGGAUUCGGAAAGUGUGGCAGAAGAGGAAGUGUGGGGUGAAAUACGGAUGCCUCACCAUCUCACACAGCACCAUCAACCGGCCCCCUGUAAAGCUAAACCUGUUGACUUGUCAAGUGAGGCCUCAUCCAGAGGAUAAAAAGUCCUUUGAUCUUGUGACACAUAACAGGACUUACCACUUCCAAGCAGAAGAUGAGCAAGAGUGUAUUGCGUGGGUGUCAGUGCUUCAGAACAGCAAGGAUGAGGCACUCAGCAAUGCUUUCAAGGGAGACCCCGGAGGCUGUGUGUCCUCGGCUGGGGGCAUGGCAGAUGGCGGACUGCAGGAACUCACCAAGCUGGUCAUUGGUGAGGUGAAGAACAUGCCAGGCAACAGGCAAUGCUGUGACUGCGGUGCUCCAGACCCCACCUGGCUUUCGACCAACCUCGGCAUCCUGACAUGUAUUGAGUGUUCUGGGAUCCACCGUGAGCUGGGGGUGCACUACUCCCGCAUUCAGUCACUGACACUUGAUGUACUCAGCACUUCUGAACUGCUGCUGGCAGUCAGCAUUGGAAAUGCCAAGUUUAAUGAAGUCAUGGAGGCCACCUUGCCGGCACAAAGCAGCCUCAAACCCUCCUCAAGCAGCGACAUGAAUGCACGGAAGGAAUUCAUCAUGGCAAAGUACAUGGAGCGCACCUACGUCCACAAAGCAGGCAAGGAUGACCCUUGUCGCCUCUGGGAAGCUCUCCGGAGCAGGGAUCUCUUGGCUUUGCUCCAGGCCUUUGCAGAGGGUCAUGAUCUAUCCAAGCCUCUUGCCAGCCCUGAAGGCCAGGAGCAAGGCGAACGGGCCCUGCACCUGGCUGUGCGCUUUGCCAACAAGUCCUCCCUUCCGCUGGUGGAUUUCAUAAUUCAGAAUGGGGGGAACCUGGAUAGGCCCACGCAAGACGGGAAUACAGCCCUGCACUAUGGAGCCCAGUACAAUCAGCCCAAUUGUCUCAAGUUGCUACUGAAAGGGAAGGCAACUAUAACUGCAGUGAACGCAGCAGGAGACACCCCUCUAGAUGUGGCCAGGAAAUACAAGCACACAGAGUGUGAAGAUUUGUUGGAGCAGGCACAAGCAGGGAGGCUGGCUCCACAGAUACAUGUGGACUAUGAUUGGGAAGCCCCUCAGGAGUUUUCCUAUGACAGUGAAGAUGAGUUGGACGAGAAGCUGAGCCCACUGCAACGGUCUUUGGGGUCCUCGCCGUCUCCAACCACAGGCCAGCCUGCCUUCUUCAUUCCAAACAGGUGGAGCUGUACAGGUACGGACAUCAGCAACAAGACCUAUGAGACCGUUCUGAUCACCUCUCGGCCUGGCCUGCGAAGCUCCAACAGCGAGGAGCUCCCCCCACCACUGCCCGUCAAAAACCCCACCCGAGGGAACGGCAAGACGAAACCUGCUGCCGACUCCUCCGAGCCCUCGCCCCAGGUGCCAGAUGCCCCUGACGGCCGGCACUCAUCCACUUCCACGUCACUUGGCGUUCAGGACAAUGGCACCCCUUGGCAGGUGUCUACCUCCCGUAACUCUGUAGAAGUCAAAGGCACAGCCUACUGGGAGACCCGCUCGGAAAUGGAGAGCAUGUUGCAGAGAAGAAGAUCGGAGCCAAACCAGUCAACGCUGCAGCCUUCUCCUGGAACAUCCCCUGAGCAGGGGCAAGCCACACCAGUCAAGUUCAGCUCUGAGAUAACCCGAUCUUACCGACGGAUCAGUAGCGGUUCAAUGGGCAAAUCUUCCGGCUCUCCACUUUCCCCACAGAACUCCGGUGGCCCAGAUGAAGUGCCUUCCCUCAAGUCUCCGGUGCCGGCACAAAACCCUCCCCCUGUGCCUAUGCCAAGGAGGUUUGCUCCGGCCAAAGGGCGGCCAAAGAGAGUCAUGGCUUUGGCAGACUGCAAAGGAGAUAGAGCCCGGGAGCUGACUUUCUCCAAGGGCGAGGUGAUCGUGGUCACGCGGGAAGAGGAUGAGCAGAGUUGGGUUGGUUUCAUUGAAGGAGACGGCACAAGGACUGGGGUAUUCCCAUCGAGUUCCGUCCACCCACUACAGGAGUAAUGGGACUCCUUUCCAUUCAUGCUUUAGCUGGAGAGAUGAACCAGCAUGAGUGGCUUUGUGGACAUGUGCCAGCAUGCAACUUUGUUGGUCCUCCUUACGGGCUACUGUUUGCCAUAGGAUGAUACCAUCCAAGUAACUGGUUACAUGAUGAUGCUGAUGAUGUGGGGAAGAAGCCACUAGCUUUGCCUUUUACUCCUCUUGAACUGGAUGAGGAAGAAAAUGGACACUGAUCCAUACGUAGGAGAAGCCAACUCCAUCAGUGUGCUUGAAGAUUUCAUUUGCUUCCUUUAUAUGAAUUAUCCAGCUGAUGGAGAAUAGGGUAACCUCUUUUUGCUGGAUGCAGAAGUUCCACUGCAAAGUCAUUCUUUCAUCAUUUUGAUCUCUUAGCUGAAGAUAAUAUGGCAUUCUAUUUCCAUAUUGUACAGAAUCCAGCUCCCUAAUGCACAGUUCAAUGUGCCAGCAAUUUCAGUUUCAGUUUCCAUGUGCUUUUAGGGUAGCGAGCAUGAGUUGUCCCCUUUGCUAAGCAAGGGUGCUUUCCAGAUUAGCUGCUCAACAACAGCAAAAUGCUUCCGUCCAGGCAAAUUGCAGUCAAAACGUAAAUAGCAAAGUGUGCAGCAUGGGGAGCAGUUGUGCAAAAACUAACAACCCAAAAAAACAGCAACUUUUUUAUGCUGGAUAUACAAUGUUAUAGCACUAUAUCACAGUGAUUAAUUCUGAAACAAGGCAUUGGAAGUAUGAACAGCACUUUGCUGUCAGUGUAGGUGUCACAACACAAGAAGUGUGGAAGCACGCUUCAGAGAUAUGCCGUGACCCCAUUGCAAGGUCUAAUCUGGAAAGCGCCAAGGUCUGCCUUUCUUUGCAUUUGGAUGGGAGAUUACAUGUGAGUUCUGUAAGAUACGGGGCCAUUGCUCAGUGAAAGAGCAUCUGCAUGCAGAAGGUCCCAGGUUCACUCCAUGGCAUCUCCUAGUAGGGUCAGGAGACUGUCUAGAACCUUGAAGUGUUGCUAGUCAAUGGUAUUAGGAAGUUGGAAAAUUCAUGCUGCUCACCUGGAAAACCAAGGUAGUCUUGGGUAGGACUUCAAAAUGGGCAGAGCUGCUGCAUUUUCUGUCUCAGCCCUGUGGAUCCAAUUCCUUAGUCCCCUACCCCAGUGAGGUUCAAGCAUCCUAACCUCAGGGAUCCCUUUCCACGCUUGCUCAUCUGUGCAUCUGCUGCAUAGCAUCUCGGGGGUGGGGUGUUUGCCUGUGUAGGGUGCUGAGACUCCCACUGGGCCUAGCUCUCGCCUCAAGGCAAUGGAGCGUGCCCACUAGACCAAGGGUAGGCAACCUUGGCUCCCCAGCUGUUCUUGAACUACAACUCCCAUCAUCCCCAGCCACAAUUUUGUGGCUGGGGGUGAUGGGAGUUAUUCAGCAACAGCUGGGAACACAGGAAGCUGCCUUCUACUACGUCAGACUAUUGGCCCAUCCAGCUCAGUAUUGCCUACACUGAAUGGCAGCGGCUCUCCAAGGUUGCAGGCAGGAAUCUUCCCCAGCCCUACCUGGAGAUGCUGCCAGGGACUGAACCUGGGACCUUCUGCAUGCAAAGCAGGUGCUCUACCCCUGAGAUAUUCCCCCGUUUUGAAGGGGAAUAUCUUACAGUGCUUGCACAUGCAGUCUCCUGUUCAAAUGCAAACUGGGCAGACCUUGCUUAGCAAAGGGGGCAAUUCAUGCUUGCUACCCCAAGAUCCACUAUCCUUCCAAGCGGUGCCAAGGUUGCCUCCCCCUGCACUAACCUGUUGGUAAUGGUGGACAAGUUCUUUUUUGGAAAGUGUAUAUGCCCUUAUCAGGCUCCUUAUGGAACUCACAACCCUGAUAAGCUUCUCCAGAUCCCAGUUUUAGAAGCACUGCUUCCCACUCCUAUCCCAUCUGCCAUCUUUGGGAUUAUUCCGACAUCGCAUUUUUAGAGCACUUGCCGUUUAAAAGGUGCCCUGAAAGCGUUCAGUGCAAGAGUACCUUUCCCUCCCUUGGGGUAAGCUCUGGGAAGCUAAGGCUGCGGGCUGGUCCCGUUUGAACCAGGAAAAAGCCAGCAGUAGAGGGUGCUGAUUAGCCUGCACUCAUCACGUCCUUGGCACUUUAGCCUCUUCCCGAUCUCCAGGAUAGCUUUGCAACUUUUGAAAAACAUUUAUUUUUAAAAUGAGCGAACAUAUCCUGGAGCAGAGCUUGGUCUUGUGGUAGUGAGCAAGAAUUAUUCCCUUUGCUGAGCAGGAUCUGCCUUGGUUUGCAUUUAGAUGGGUUACGACAUGUCAGCUCUGUACGAUAUUCCCCUUAGGGAGUGGGGCUGCUCUGGGAAGAUCACCUGCAUGCUUUCAUGCAGAAGGUCCCAGGUUCAGUCCCUGGUAGCAUCUCCAAGAUAGGGCCGAGAAAGACUCUUGCCUGCAACAUUGGAGAUCAAUAGUGAACUAGAUGGACAGACUUCUGGAGGCAGCUUCCUCUGACCCUACAUGCACCGCAUACAACUUUUUUAAAAGGAGGGCAUCUUCCCACCUGAAGCACGAGUGGAGGAGCAAGUCUGAUGAAUGAACCAAGGUCUAACUUGCUGGUGUGUCUGUCUUGCAUAUAGUAAGGUCAGCUCUCAGUGUGGCUGAAGAACUUCCUGUCUCUCUCUUUUUAAAACAAAACAAAACACUGUCUUCACCCUUUGAUUUGCCAGUCUGGUGAAACCUUUUCUAAAGCGAAACUAUUUCAUCCUAUCUGAUUCAUUCUUUUUUCUCCGUGCGUGAAAAAGUUCAGGGCAGUCUGUUGAAGUGGUAUUUCAAGGUGAGUAUAUUGUGAGCUCUAAAGCUCCUUGCUAGGUCUCUUUACCAGUGUUUUUGUCUCAUGCUUCCACCGUCUUGUUGUAAUGACUUUGUUUUAACAUGGAAAAUUUUGAAUAAAACUGUUAAUUUUAAAAAGAAA